AAGUCCUGUUUUGUUCACAACUAUCACAGUGCCACCUGGUGAAUUGACGUGGCAUUCUCGCAAGUAAACAAACUUCAUUCUUCAAUAAACGGAUUAUGCUCCGGAAUUGAUAUUUAGUUCAUAAUCAAUAUGAGGAAUGCUCUACACUUGCUAGCGUUUUUUUCAUUAUUUGUUUUAUCCACCAGAGGAGAUGAGCACACUCAUACAUAUACAGAGCUGGAAGAAGUUGUUCUUUGGAUGAACACAGUUGGGCCAUACCACAAUCGUCAAGAGACGUAUGCCUACUUCUCCUUGCCAUUCUGUGUUGGCCCUAAGGAAGAAAUCAGCCACUACCAUGAAACUCUGGGGGAAGCUCUUCAGGGAGUCGAGCUUGAAUUCUCAGGACUUGACAUUGAUUUCAAAGGGGACAUAUCCAAAACUGAAUACUGUGAAAUUGAUCUCAAUGAGGAGAGACUGCACACUUUCAUCUAUGCUGUCAAGAACCAUUACUGGUACCAGAUGUACAUUGAUGAUCUGCCCAUCUGGGGAAUUGUUGGUGAGAUCGGUGAAGGCCAGGAGAACUUCUACUUGUGGACUCACAAGAAGUUUGACAUUGGUUACAAUGGCAAUAGAAUCGUAGAUGUCAACCUCACAUCAGAAGCUAAGGCUGAACUCAAAGCAGGAACUAAGAUCAAAUUUACUUAUGAAGUCAACUGGAAACCCUCAACUGUCAGCUUCGAGGACAGAUUCAACAAAUAUCUUGACCCUAACUUCUUUCAGCACAGGAUUCACUGGUUCAGCAUCUUCAACUCCUUCAUGAUGGUCAUAUUCCUUGUUGGUCUGGUCUUCAUGAUUCUAAUGCGCACUUUGCGCAAAGAUUAUGCCCGCUAUUCCAAAGAUGAAGAAAUGGAUGACAUGGAACGUGACCUCGGCGACGAAUACGGCUGGAAGCAAAUACAUGGCGACGUGUUCAGAAGCCCCGCCCACCCCCUGCUCUUCUCCGCCCUCAUAGGCACCGGCCACCAGCUGUUCGUGGUCGCCCUCUUGGUCAUCGGACUCGCCAUCGUAGGAGAGCUCUACACAGAGCGCGGUUCCAUGGUCAGCAUUGGCAUCUUCAUCUACGCUGCAACUAGUCCUCUCAACGGCUACUUUGGUGGCUCUCUUUAUGCCAGAAUGGGCGGUCGCCGAUGGAUCAGGCAGAUGUUGGUGUCAGCGUUCCUACUGCCGGGGCUCGUGUGCACUACGGCCUUCUUUAUCAACUUCAUCGCUCUGUACUACCACGCUUCACGCGCCAUUUCCUUCACAAUCAUGUUGUCAGUUUUAUCGCUGUGCACGUUCGUGAUCUUGCCGCUGACGCUGGUUGGCACGGUGUUGGGCCGGAACUUGGCAGGCCAGCCGAACUCGCCGUGCCGUGUGAACGCCGUGCCGCGCCCCAUCCCUGAAAAGAAGUGGUUCAUGGAACCCUGGGUCAUAGUGCCCCUAGGAGGCGUCCUACCAUUUGGCUCCAUCUUCAUAGAAAUGUACUUUAUCUUCACGUCAUUUUGGGCAUACAAGAUAUAUUACGUGUACGGCUUCAUGCUGCUGGUGGUGCUGCUGCUACUGGUGGUCGUUGUGUGCGUGACCAUCGUGGCCGCGUACUUCCUGCUCAAUGCUGAGGACUAUCGCUGGCAGUGGACGUCCUUCUUGGCCGCCGCCUCCACUGCAGGAUACGUCUACCUCUACGCCACUUACUACUUUUUCUUCAAGACCAAGAUGUACGGCCUCUUCCAGACGUCCUUCUACUUCGGGUACAUGGCGCUGUUCAGUGCAGCGUUGGGGCUGCUGUGCGGCACCGUGGGCUACGUCGGUUCCAAACACUUCGUCAACAGAAUCUACUCUACAGUGAAAAUUGAUUAAAAACUUUGAUGCAUUUCUAGUAUACUACCAGUUGCAAUCGAUUGGUGUCUCCUGGUAGAGCUGUCAUUUUCCAAGUAUUUUCCGAUGUGUGUCUUGCUAGGGAAUUUGGUCGUAAUGAAUUUUAUGCUUGAUCGAGUCCGUUUGGCACCAAAAGUGGCUAGUCCUUUUUAUCUCUUCUAGUUGUGAAUUUAUUGUGGAAAAUAGUUACUUUUCCAGCCAAAAUUCAGUGUGGUCAUGUUGUUUAUUAACUCUUCACUUUAUUUCUGUUCGCAAAUCUAAGCAAAACGUAUCUUAGUGUUAUCCUACUGAUCUGUGAAUUUGUUUAACUUGGUUGUUGGAGGAGAGCAAAUGCCGUUCUCCUUUACCUUGGUUUUAAAUAGCGCUUAGUUCAUAACUAGACUCGAUGUUUGGUUGAAAGAGGUUUUCUUAUACUGUCUGCACAUUAAAUUCUGACCAGGAAAGUUCAAUAAUGCCGUCAGAAUUGUUGAAAGUUGCUGGCACUCGUUACAAGGAAACAGCAUGUCUAACAUGUUUGAAUAUCCAGUUUUAUUAAGCCGGGAGCAGUGUUUCAUUACUAGAUUAAGUAAAUACCUUCGCCGUCUUGGAUUUGCUUCCAGGCUGGAUAAUGUUGGUGUGCGUUCAGUGCAUCGAGUGUGAAAUCGCUGAAUAAUCUAUCCAAUAUUCUUCGAAGUUGUUGGUGAUGAAGUUCAUGUUACGAGGUGUACAGCCCAGUACGCUGCAGAGUACUAGAAUUUUGAAUUGCAACUUCGAAGCUAAACACGUCAGAACUACCAUGUAUUUUUACCGUUAUUUUCAGCAUUUAUGAAUGCCUUCUUUAAAACCAACCGUACAGCUUUCAAAUCGUAUUGCACCGGUAUGUGUUUUUUUUACUAGUGCAGAACUUUCUCUACGGCUUCACAAUCUACUGACAGGAUCCAGUUGGCUGUACAGUUUUCUUUGAACUUGUUCGGCGGUGGAUCUAAUGAUACAGCUUUGCAUCGUCGUCGAGAUACUUUAUUCUUUCUUUAUGCUUUGAUUUGAUUCAAUUUAGGGAAGAUUACCAUGCAUUGUUUCUUCCUGCAAGUCAAACUUUGGUAUAGUCUGCUGCAUUUGUGAUACUUUAUUCAGAUCGAAUGCUUAUUUAGCGAGAAAUUGUGUUUCUAUGUGUCCUUUGGACAUCAGUGUACGUGUAAAUAUUUGUUCACUAUUAUGAUGGGUAUUAUUUUCGUUAUGUUCAUUAUGUGUAGCCAUAAUGGAAAUCAGUUGGAAGAUUCCGAGAAGCAUGUGUGUUAUUUAAACUUCUAUUACCAGGUAACGUGAUCUUCAGUUUCCGCUACCAGUAUUCCUGUAUUUUCACGCUUUUUUGGUCCUUUAGCUUACACCUGUUUUUAUACGAAAAUAUUCUGGUGAAUUCUUAUAGAAUUGUACUUUUAUGAAGCUAUUAGCAGUUUUUUUGUGUCGUGCACGAGUGCUGCUAUUCAAUCUGGUGAACGCAGCUUAUGUGACGGAUUCGCCGUUAACGUUCCUGGAAUUGUGAUGGCACAAUGCCCACAAGUUUCUGCUGUUAUUAAAACAUUUGAAUUCAG
Messenger RNA from Hyalella azteca, 3461 nucleotides. RefSeq names its product transmembrane 9 superfamily member 3 (gene TM9SF3). NCBI's taxonomy places the organism in Eukaryota, Metazoa, Arthropoda, Malacostraca, Amphipoda, Hyalellidae. The transcript has 11 exons. The record is from RefSeq and is a predicted model, not a curated record. Gene Ontology annotation, biological process: protein localization to membrane. The coding region runs from base 130 to 1875 and encodes 581 amino acids. Gene Ontology annotation, cellular component: membrane.